AAAGCCAAACAUGUCCCGCUCCGGCAAAGAAGAGAGGCAGCAACCCCCGCUCCGGCAGUGCAGUGAACAUCGCAAUAAGGCUUAUAAGCAUACGCGUGGUGGGAAGAAGAAGAAGCCCAGGGAGCUAAAGUGGGAGUUGGAGGAGACCAACAAGUCGUUCUACGUGUGUUCACUUGAGCACAGGUUUAACUGGGUGGCUCAUGUUGUCCGCGCCAUCAAUCUUUCUGAUUUAUUUUCAUCUUCACCGGUGGACGAUCCAGUACCAUUACGACAAGUGGCUUAUGAGGCAGGGUCGCAUCUUCCGGGAUCCGUGGGUUGCGGUGUUUGGGGAUCCCAAAUUGUUUUCACCGGCGGCGUGACACCCUGCUCCGCUUACGGCCUAUGUACAAUAGAUUCCGACUCAGUAUGGAGUCCAAAUGUGUAUGCUUUUGAAACACGAGCAAAUACAGAUACGAAGAAGAUCAGAAUGCUUGAGGCCAAUUUAAAAGCAGCCAAAUAUAAACCUCUGACGGUGGAGCUGGCCGGCAAACUGUACACUCUUUCUUAUGAGAGGGUCAUCGGCGAUGACGAUAGUCCGACAUUUGAGGUAUUUGACCCUGAACUAGGCAGGUGGGAAGGUUUGCCCCAUCCUCCAUUUUUCCAACCUCGCUCUCCAUAUUAUGGCGAUGGCAACUUCGCUUACGCAAUCGCCAGCACCAAGAUCUUUGCCUCCCAUGAAAAUUGUCCAGUGUUUUGCUUUGACGUUGCCCACCCCAACAGAGAUUGGAGAAUGGUCUCCACUAUGUGCCAGGGAGGGCCUUUUCCUUUUAUUAACGAAGCUUUAGUCCUGGACCUGCAGCAGGGGAACGAUGACCAGAAGCUCAUGUUUGCCUAUCAUUAUCAGCCUUAUCGUCUACAGGUGUAUCUUAUGUCAUUGUCUGACAACCAAGAAACCAUCACAAAAAUCGGUGACCUGAGGAUCCCGGAGUUGCCUGAUGAAUUGGGUCAGCCACAACGCUGUCAGCUUUUGCACAUUGGAGGCCAGAAAGCCUUCCUUGUUGUCACCGAAAUCGGCCGCCCUGAUGAUGCAGUCAAGACUUGUAGUGAGCUGGGUAGUCAUAAGAGACAUGUUGCAGUCAUACCAUUUCAUUUUGAAGUUGAUAUGACCAAGGUAGACAAGGACACGAAGAAUUGCUUAACACUCCAAUUCAUGCCUCUUCGCAGCUUUGAAUACCAUACCAACCCAUCCACUUUUCCUGAUCAAGAAACGACGGGCGCAUUCAAAUAUUGUCCAGCUACGGAUAUAAAGUAUAAUGGCUUAAAAAUUGCGAUUCUCUAUCGCAGCUUUGCAGAUACCCGGAGGAGCUGUUUCUGAUAAUCGCAGCUCUGCUGCUAAUAUAAGAGGCCAGAUGAUUUCAAAAAGAUUCCAGUUUUCAUCUGAAAGUAUGCAGAAUGAUACUAGAACCAUUUCCAUGACUCAUACUUCUGCACUGAGAGUGCAGCCAUUGGUUUAUUUGGUUA
Messenger RNA from Argentina anserina (silverweed cinquefoil), 1500 nucleotides. RefSeq lists its product as uncharacterized. The transcript is spliced from 2 exons. Lineage: Eukaryota; Viridiplantae; Streptophyta; Magnoliopsida; Rosales; Rosaceae. Gene Ontology annotation, molecular function: protein binding. Bases 11 to 1354 code for a protein of 447 amino acids. The record is from RefSeq and is a predicted model, not a curated record.